AUGCAGGUAGUCCUGGGCCCCCCGGCUAUAGUGAGCCUGGGGACGGAUCUGUGGUGGGCACCGCCGUUGCUCGAGGCCGGACUCAGUCCCGGGGGCGCGGCGGGUGGACUGGCGGCCGCCGCCCCAUACAACAGGGCACCACAGGACACCAAGUUCAUCCACACCAAGCCCAACUGCUUUGAGGAGGUGGUGUGGAGCAAGUUCAACAGCAAGGAGAAGCAGUACCUGCACAUUGGCUUGAAGCCACACAUGCGUGACAACUACCCUGCCAACAAGGUGGCCUUCUGGCUGGAGCUGGUGCCCCACCUGCACAACCUGCACAAUGAGCUCUUCACUACCACCAUGUGCCUGCCUCCCUGCGCCACGCGCUGGCCGCCACCCUGCUGCCGCAACCGAGCCCGAGCUGGGCCAAGGGGCCUAUGACUGCUUCCCCGGGGACUCCUGGGACUAUUCCACGGAGCUGACCAUCACUGUGGCUGUGGGUGCCUCCCUCCUCUUCCUGGGACCCCCGGCCAUGGAUGAACAAGUCUACCACAGAACCCAGGUUGCAGGCACCUUCAUCCUAUUCAAUGUGGGGAUCAGUGUGGUGACUCUGGUCAGGGCGGGUCCUGGGCUGAACGGUGGGGGGAAGCCUGGAGUCUCCCAAGAGCUGAGGUGGAAGGGUUGCUGGGAUGUGGCCAGACAAGGGCUGGACUUCAGGGCUCACAUUACUUCUUCAUUGCCACUGAGCUACUGGGGCUCAGGAUUAGUUAACCUCUUUCCCCACUCUACCUUCUGCCUUGGUCUGGACAGGUUCUGGCAUGUUGGGCAUCACUGCCAGGGCCAUUUCUUCACUAGGCCUCUGUACUGGAACCCAGGCAUGUUGCCAGGCUCUGAGCUGGAUCCAUCAGACUUCUGUCCUUGACCCAGAACAAUCACUGGUUUCUAAGUAGACAGAAGCUGAAUUUGAGCCCCACCCAGCCAUGGCCUUGGCUGGAACUGGGACCAGUCUCAGAUCACCACAGGCUUAAUUUUUUAUCCCAGAGACAGCCAGUUCUGGAUCAUGGUGUUCCAGACCUUUAUGGAGCCAUACUUCUUCUAGGACAUUGACAACAACUCUCAGCCCUUCCCUCUAGGAUGGAACUGGGACCUGUAUAGCCAUAUUAUUAGAUCUAUACAGAGAGAUCUAGAAUGAGUUCUAAACCCACCCUUCCACCUUCUCAUAAAGACUGGGCUUUGGAAAGGACCCAGCUAUGAUUCAUAAAGAACAAAGUUUUGGAUAAAUCGAAAACCAUGCUUUGUUUUUCCUGGAUGAUUUUCUAAAGCCUUAUUCUUCCAUAUAGAAU
Choloepus didactylus (southern two-toed sloth) is the source of this 1325-nucleotide messenger RNA. RefSeq names its product neuroligin-2-like. The coding region runs from base 1 to 423 and encodes 140 amino acids. The transcript is spliced from 3 exons. Lineage: Eukaryota; Metazoa; Chordata; Mammalia; Pilosa; Megalonychidae. Gene Ontology annotation, cellular component: postsynaptic specialization membrane; synapse; cell surface. The record is from RefSeq and is a predicted model, not a curated record. Gene Ontology annotation, molecular function: neurexin family protein binding; signaling receptor activity. Gene Ontology annotation, biological process: synaptic vesicle endocytosis; presynaptic membrane assembly; neuron cell-cell adhesion.